UCGUAGGGCAAGUCUCCCGCUCUUCUACGGAAACAGUUGCCGCCUCCCAUCCUAUUAAAUCCCCACCACUCGCAUCUAAGGCUACGUUGUUCUUUCAUACUUCGAAAUUCCAGGCUUGGUGGCCUCCAAAGUGGGCAGCACCGUGUCUUCGGACUCAGAUUGAACUAAUUCAUGAUCACUGAACUUGCGUUUGCCAUGGAAGCCAUGUCUCAAGACUUGGGAAAAGUUCUCCCUUUCCCGGGAAACGAGAUUAAAGUUCCUUUCUGAGGAAUUGCUUCCUGUUAAGGCCGCUGAAAAAAGACAGCCUUUCUCAGGACUGUUUUGGUACUGAACUGAUGUUAUUGCUUGGGGGUUCCUUUCUUUCUCACCGCAAAUAAUCCAAUUUGCAGUAGAAGAAAUGCAAACAGUAAAAUAGCUCAUAUACAAUAGUAGUUUAAGGUUUUCAUUGUUGGAGAUUCAAUUAUGGGCCUUGGAAACUAUUCAUGUAGGCUGAUCUAGUUGCAUUAGUGAUGCAAAUCAGUGUCAGGGCAUCAAUAGGUAUUAUAUUAACUUUUUAAAAUUUGAUUUUAGAGAGAAGAAGGGAGAGAAAGAGAAACAGAAACAUCGAUCGGUUGCUUCCCAAACGUGUUCUGACCAGGGAUUGAACUUGUAACCUGUGUGGUGACCAGGAAUCGAAUCUGCCAUGGGAGGAUGCUACAACCAACUGAGCCACCUCCCCUGGGCUCAAUAGGAUGCCACUGGAAUCAUCAUCUUCGAUGCAGCUAUCCUUCUCUUCUCUCUUACCCUCAGUGCCAGGCAAUUCUAUUAACUCUUCCCUUCCCCCAAUGUCUUACAUCACUUCCCAGGAAAUGAAGUGUAUUCUUCACUGGUUUGCCAGUUGGUCAGGUCCCCAGCGUGAACGUUUCUUACAAGACCUGGUAACUAAAGCAGUGCCAGGAAAAUUACAGCCAUUGCUAGAAGGUCUGGAGCAGCUUAGUGUGUCUGGAGCCAACCGACCACCUUGUAUCUUUGAGUGCCAACUACGUCUUUGGGAUCAGUGGUUUCGAGGUUGGGCUGAGGAGGAGCGCAAUGAAUUUGUCAGGCAGCUGGAGGUCAGUGAGCCAGACUUCGUGGCAAAGUUUUACCAAGCAGUGGCUGCUACAGCUGGUAAAGACUGAUAGGCAUUAAAGUCAGAGAAGACAACCAUAGUUGAUGGAGCCAAAGCCACAACUCUACAAUGAGAACUUCAGAUGUGCCACUUAAAGGUCUGGGGAUGGUAUCCUGAUUCACUGACUGAGCUUGCUGACUAGUACAGGCCUGGUUAUUUCAAUGUUUACGGCACAUCCGCUGGACUACUAGUGUAAAUGUGUUCCAUCUAAGCAAAUCCAGAGUAGCAGUCUGCCUCUAGCUUACUUCUUUCCAGGAGAUGUCAAACCCUCAAGAAUUUAAUGGCUUCUUUUGCAACUAUAACCAAAAGGCACCUACACAUAACUCAAGCUUACUGCUGGCCCAUGGGGAUAUAAAGUAGAACCUUCCUACUCCAGAAGCAGGAGAGAAGAGCAAUAAAAGGUCACGUUUUUAUGUUUAGCUGGAUUCAGAUGUCUGGUUUCACCUCCCUUAGCAGAUUCAGGCAUAAUUAUGUGACAUCCUAACCACUAGCUUUUCCUGUGAUGAUUUAGAAAAAAUUAUGGAAAAAUCAGAAGAGGGAGAUAAUUAUUCCUUCCUCCACACUGAUGUGUGUUUGAAUCCAAAUAGUAAUGACUUUUUCCAAAAGCAUAUGUGAUAUCCUUGGAGCUGUUAGAAGAUAUUCUGUAAGUUUGCUCUAUAACAAUAUGAAAAAAAAAAGUGACAUUCUUUAGAGGUUGAAGGGUUUAUUUUUUUGUAUCAAAAUAAAGAAUGAAUCUUUGGAAUCAUAA
This is a messenger RNA of Myotis daubentonii (Daubenton's bat), 1895 nucleotides long. It is a transcript of the gene C1H14orf119, whose product is annotated as chromosome 1 C14orf119 homolog. Lineage: Eukaryota; Metazoa; Chordata; Mammalia; Chiroptera; Vespertilionidae. The record is from RefSeq and is a predicted model, not a curated record.